Mercurialis annua (annual mercury) is the source of this 1207-nucleotide messenger RNA. RefSeq lists its product as uncharacterized. The record is from RefSeq and is a predicted model, not a curated record. The transcript has a single exon. Bases 128 to 1072 code for a protein of 314 amino acids. Lineage: Eukaryota; Viridiplantae; Streptophyta; Magnoliopsida; Malpighiales; Euphorbiaceae.
AACGUUUCAACAGCAAGUAGUGUCAUUGCUUCAAAAUCCAGAAGGUUUUGCCUUAUUCAUCGAACCUUAACAUGAAAAAAAAAAUGAUAGAAAAACACUAAUUCAACGAUAAGGCAAUGCGUGAACGAUGAAUAUCCUGCAGCCAGAUAAUCCGGCAUUUCAGCCGGAAUGGGCUUUCGAAGAUGUUCGUACAACAUUCUUCAAAUGUGUUAGAUGGCAAGUAGAAGAAACAUUGGAUCCAAUCAACUGUCCUUACCAUUACUACUGCGACAGCACUUAUCCUGGAAAUUAUACCGAUUAUGUCGAUUUUAUAGUUUUCUUGUUUACAACUGCCUCAUACUUGACAACUUUAGUCAUAAUGGUAAUCGACAUUUCGAGCAGAGGAAAAGCUCAUUUCAGUUAUUCUAAAAGAUUCUGGCUUCCAUCGGGUCCAGUCGCUCUCCCAAUUAUCCUUCUGGCACUAGCCAAGGGUUACCGGAUCAAUUCGCUAUUUCCUAUGUGCUGUGUUGGUCCUGCAAUUCUUCAACUGCUUCAGGUCUCUGCUCUUGCUUUCGAUCACGGUGUUGAUCAAGAUAUCAGGUAUGCAAUUUAUGAAGCAUCGACGAUUUCUGGAAUUCUACACGCAAGUCUGUACCUAGACUCCAUUAUACUGCCUUACUAUACCGGUUUUGAUGCUUUAGUGUCAUCCACAUUUUCCGGCGAGUGCCAAUCCUGUGUGUGUCGAAGCGAGAAAUUGGUAGUCGGCGGGAGGCUGGUCAAAUACAGGGGAUGGUCAGUUUCUACAUUUUUGGUUGUGAGUGCUUUAUGUUGGAGAAUCAUAUGCAGAACGAUGGGGUAUAACAGGAGAAUGAUGACAGUCAAGUUGUUGCUGGAAACCUCAGGUUGGAUUUUAAUUGCAUCGGACUGUAUAUAUCUUACCAAAAACGCUCCAUCGGAACAAUCUAUACUGCAAAUUGCAAGUUUUGGAUGUGUUCUUGUACUGAUUUUCCUUCAUUUGAUUAAGAAGCUUGCCGUUCAGCUUGCACAACGGAAUUUAGCAAAUGAAAAGAUUACAGCAAGAGAGAGCUGCUAAGGAAAUCACCCAAGGGCGAAUUCAGCCUCUAGUUAUUAAGAAUGCUGAGUUAGUAUCUUCAUGUGUAUAGGAAAUCAAAUGUAUAUAUAACCAAUCUUCUAUCCAAGAUACUUUCAUAAGUAGAAUGGUCUGCAA